CAGGUUGCUACUUUACUCCAUGUAAAAAGCAAGAAACCAAAUGGAGAUUUUUCAGUACAAGAUACGGUACUGGCUGCUCCCAAGUCUUUUGACAGCUGCUUAUUUCUGCACCAUCGUCCUGGCUCAAGUGGCUCCACCAACAAGACUAAGAUAUAAUGUGUUAUCUCAGGACAGUAUGCAAAUUUCAUGGAAGGCUCCAAAAGGGAAAUUCGGUGGAUACAAGCUCCUUGUGACCCCUGCUUCCGGUGGAAAAACUAGCCAGUUGAAUCUCCAGAACACUGCAACUAAAGCAAUUAUUCAAGGUCUUAUGCCAGAUCAGAAUUACACGGUUCAACUUAUCGCUUACAAUAAAGACAAGGAAAGCAAGCCAGCCCAAGGCCAAUUCCGAAUUAAGGAUUUGGAGAAGAGGAAGGAACCGAAACCCAGGGUCAAGGUUACGAACAAAGUAAACGGGACAAAACCAUCCUCACCAGAAGAAGUGAAGUUUUUCUGCAAGACUCCAGCCAUUGCUGAUAUUGUCAUCCUUGUCGAUGGUUCCUGGAGUAUUGGACGAUUCAACUUCAGACUGGUUCGGCUUUUCUUGGAAAAACUUGUUACAGCUUUCAAUGUGGGCUCAGAAAAAACUCGAAUUGGCCUCGCACAGUACAGUGGCGACCCCAGGAUCGAAUGGCACUUGAAUGCCUUUAGCACAAAGGAUGAGGUGAUUGAAGCCGUCAGAAAUUUACCAUACAAGGGAGGGAACACGAUGACAGGUCUUGCCUUGAACUACAUUUUUGAAAAUAGUUUUAAACCAGAAGCAGGAGCAAGAACUGGAGUGUCAAAAAUUGGCAUCUUAAUUACGGAUGGAAAAUCCCAAGAUGAUAUUAUCCCGCCGUCCCGAAACCUCCGUGAAUCUGGCGUAGAACUGUUCGCCAUAGGGGUGAAGAACGCAGAUGUGAACGAGCUGCAGGAGAUUGCCUCGGAGCCCGACAGCACGCACGUGUACAACGUGGCGGAGUUUGAUCUGAUGCACACGGUGGUGGAGAGCCUGACCAGGACCGUGUGCUCCCGGGUGGAGGAGCAGGACAAGGAAAUCAAAGCCUUAGCUCUUGUCACCAUUGGACCACCUACAGAAUUGAUUACUUCUGAAGUCACUGCCAGAAGCUUCAUGGUUAAUUGGACUCAUGCCCCAGGAAAUGUGAAAAAAUACAGAGUUGUGUAUUAUCCAACCAGGGGUGGAAAACCAGAAGAGGUUGUGGUGGAUGGUAGUGAAUCUUCCACGGUGCUGAAAAACUUGAUGUCUUUGACCGAAUACCAGCUAGCAGUCUUCGCAAUAUAUCCCCACACAGCUAGUGAAGGACUCCGCGGAAGUGAAACUACACUUGCUUUGCCCAUGGCUGCUGACCUUGAACUCUAUGAUGUGACUGAGAACAGUCUCCGCGUCAAAUGGAAUGCAGUGGCUGGAGCAUCUGGGUACCUGAUCCUCUAUGCACCUCUUACUGAGGGUCUGGCUGGAGAUGAAAAAGAGAUGAAAAUUGGAGAGACCCACACCGAUAUUGAGUUGAGUGGGCUUUUACCCAAUACGGAAUACACAGUCACCGUUUAUGCCAUGUUUGGAGAAGAGGCCAGCGAUCCGGUUACAGGGCAAGAAACAACAUUGCCUUUAAGCCCACCGAGAAACCUGAGGAUCUCCAACAUCGGCUCCAACAGUGCCCGGUUAAGUUGGGACCCCACAUCAAGGAAGAUCAGUGGUUAUCGAAUUGUUUAUAACAAUGCUGAUGGAACAGAAAUCAAUGAGGUUGAAGUUGAUCCUAUUUCUACAUUUCCCCUGAAAGGCUUGACACCCCUCACAGAGUAUACCGUUGCCAUUUUCUCCUUAUACGAGGAGGGACAGUCGGAGCCUCUGACUGGAAUGUUCACCACUGAGGAAAUCCCGGCCCAGCAAUACCUGGAGAUUGAUGAGGUGACGACAGAUAGUUUUAGAGUGACCUGGCACCCCAUUUCCGCUGAGGAAGGACAGCACAAGUUGAUGUGGAUCCCAGUCUAUGGUGGGAAGACUCAAGAGGUUAUCCUUCAAGAAGACCAGGACUCACACAUCAUUGACGGCCUGGAGCCUGGCACUGAGUAUGAAGUUUCACUGCUGGCUGUGCUUGAUGAUGGAAGCGAGAGCGAGGUGGUGACUGCUGUUGGAACCACACUUGACAGUGCGUGGACAGAGCGAGCCACAGACGUUCCAGCAACCACACCAGUGACUGAAGUUUUCCGCACAGGAAUCAGAAACCUGGUUGUAGAUGAUGAGACAACUUCUAGCCUGCGGGUUAAAUGGGACAUUUCAGACAGCAGUGUGCAGCAGUUCAGGGUGACCUAUCUGACUGCCCAAGGGGAGCCGGCGGAAGAGGUGGUGGCCACGGUUAUGGUGCCUGGAACUCAGAACCAACUCCUGCUGAAGCCUCUGCUUGCUGACACGGAAUACAAAGUCACAGUGACCCCCAUCUACACUGAUGGCGAAGGUGUCAGCGUCUCGGCCCCUGGGAAAACUUUACCCCUGUCUGGUCCUCAAAACUUACGGGUCUCUGAGGAGUGGUAUAACCGACUACGCAUUACGUGGGACCCCCCAUCUUCACCUGUCAAGGGCUAUCGAAUUGUCUACAAACCUGUUAGUGUUGCUGGCCCCACCCUGGAGACGUUUGUGGGAGCCGACAUUAACACCAUCCUUAUCACAAACCUCCUCAGUGGGAUGGACUACAACGUGAAAAUCUUUGCCUCCCAGGCCUCAGGCUUCAGCGACGCUCUGACAGGCGUGGUGAAAACACUCCCGUUAGGAGUGACCGAUCUCCAAGCCAACCAGAUUGAACUGACCAGCUUGUGUGCUCAGUGGCAGAUGCACCGUCAUGCCACAGCCUACAGGAUAGUUAUAGAAUCCAUCCAGGAUACACAAAAGCAAGAAUCUACUGUGGGUGGAGGAACCACCAGGCAUUGUUUCUAUGGACUUCAGCCUGACUCAGAAUACAAAAUCAGUGUUUACACAAAGCUCCAGGAGAUUGAAGGACCUAGUGUGAGCAUAAUGGAGAAAACCCAAUCACCUCCUACUCAACCACCAACUUUCCCUCCAACCAUCCCACCUGCAAAAGAAGUAUGUAAAGCUGCCAAGGCAGACCUGGUGUUUAUGGUGGAUGGAUCCUGGAGUAUCGGAGAUGAAAAUUUCAACAAGAUCACUGACUUUCUGUACAGUACUGUUGGAGCCCUGGACAAGAUCGGUGCAGAUGGAACUCAAGUGGCAAUGGUUCAGUUCACUGAUGACCCUAGAACAGAGUUCAAGCUAGAUUCUUAUAAAACCAAAGAGUCUCUUCUUGAUGCAAUAAAACGUGUUUCAUACAAAGGAGGAAAUACAAAAACAGGAAAAGCCAUUAAGCAUGUUCGAGAUACGUUAUUUUCCCAAGAUUCAGGUACACGGAGAGGCAUCCCCAAGGUGAUAGUGGUUAUAACUGAUGGGAGGUCACAAGAUGAUGUGAACCAAAUUUCCAGGGAGAUGCAAGCAGAUGGCUACAGCAUUUUUGCGAUUGGUGUGGCGGAUGCAGAUUACUCCGAGUUGGUUAACAUUGGCAGUAAGCCCAGUGCCCGCCAUGUCUUCUUUGUGGAUGACUUUGACGCAUUUAAGAAAAUUGAAGAUGAGUUGAUUACUUUUGUCUGCGAAACUGCAUCAGCAACAUGUCCACUAGUGCACAAAGAUGGUAUUGAUCUUGCAGGAUUUAAGAUGAUGGAAAUGUUUGGUUUAGUUGAAAAGGAUUUUUCAUCAGUACAAGGGGUGUCUAUGGAGCCCGGUACCUUCAAUGUGUAUCCAUGUUACCGCCUUCAUAAGGAUGCUCUCAUUUCUCAACCAACCAAGUAUUUGCAUCCAGAAGGAUUGCCCUCUGAUUACACCAUUAGUUUUCUAUUCCGAAUUCUUCCUGACACUCCAGAGGAACCAUUUGCUCUUUGGGAGAUUUUGAAUAAAAAUUCUGACCCAUUGGUUGGAGUGAUUUUAGAUAAUGGUGGAAAAACUCUAACAUAUUUCAACUAUGACUACACUGGGGAGUUUCAAACGGUUACUUUUGAAGGACCUGAAAUUAAGAAAAUUUUCUACGGAAGUUUUCACAAGCUGCACAUUGUUGUCAGCAAGACUCUCGCCAAAGUGGUUAUUGACUGCAAACAAGUAGCUGAGAAGGCCAUAAAUGCAUCGGCCAAUAUCACAGUGGAUGGAAUGGAAGUUCUGGGGAGAAUGGUCAGAUCAAGAGGCCCGAAUGGAAACUCUGUCCCAUUCCAGUUGCAGAUGUUUGAUAUUGUCUGCUCCACAUUAUGGGCCAAUAAAGACAAAUGCUGCGAACUUCCGGGCCUGAGAGAUGAGGAGACCUGCCCUGAGCUUCCACAUUCCUGCUCCUGCUCUGAAAACAGCAAAGGGACUCUGGGACCAGCAGGCCCCCCAGGUGGUCCAGGACUCCGUGGACCGAAGGGUCAGCCGGGUGAACAAGGUCCAAAGGGACCAGAGGGCCCUCGAGGUGAAACAGGCCCUACAGGACCCCAAGGCCCUCCUGGGCCCCAAGGACCGAGUGGUCUGUCCAUUCAAGGAAUGCCUGGAAUUCCAGGAGAAAAGGGAGAGAAAGGAGAUACUGGUCUUCCCGGACCUCAGGGUGUCCCGGGAGGUGUGGGCUCACCAGGACGUGAUGGCGCACCCGGCCAGAGGGGCUUUACUGGAAAGGACGGAGCGUCAGGCCCACCUGGACCACCAGGGCCAAUUGGCAUUCCUGGAGCUCCUGGAGCCCCCGGGGUCACAGGAAGCAUGGGACCUCAAGGCGCCCUGGGACCACCUGGUGUCCCUGGAUUAAAGGGAGAGCGCGGAGAGCGGGGAGACCUGCAGUCUCAAGCCAUGGUGAGGGCGGUGGCUCGUCAGGUGUGCGAACAGCUCAUCCAGAGUCACAUGGCUCGGUUCACAACCAUCCUCAACCAGAUUCCCAGCCACUCAUCGUCGAUCCGGACCAUCCAAGGCCCACCUGGGGAGCCUGGAAGACCUGGCUCUCCUGGAGCCCCUGGGGAACAAGGACCCCCAGGGACCCCAGGCUUCCCAGGAAAUGCCGGUGAGCCCGGAACCCCAGGAGAACGAGGCCUAACUGGGACCAAAGGAGAAAAAGGGAACCCAGGCAUUGGAACCCAAGGUCCACGAGGCCCCCCUGGGCCAGUGGGACCUUCCGGGGAGAGCCGACCUGGCAGUCCUGGGCCCCCUGGCUCUCCUGGACCAAGGGGUCCACCUGGCCACCUGGGAGUGCCUGGACCGCAAGGUCCUUCCGGCCAGCCUGGAUACUGUGACCCCUCUUCAUGUUCUGCGUAUGGUGUGGGAGCUUCCCAUCCUGAUCAGCCGGAAUUCACCCCUGUUGAAGAUGAACUAGAAGCCAUGGAGCUGUGGGGACCCUCGAUCUGA
Messenger RNA from Elephantulus edwardii (Cape elephant shrew), 5431 nucleotides. It is a transcript of the gene COL14A1, whose product is annotated as collagen, type XIV, alpha 1. The coding region runs from base 41 to 5431 and encodes 1796 amino acids. Gene Ontology annotation, cellular component: interstitial matrix. Lineage: Eukaryota; Metazoa; Chordata; Mammalia; Macroscelidea; Macroscelididae. Gene Ontology annotation, molecular function: protein binding. The transcript has 47 exons. The record is from RefSeq and is a predicted model, not a curated record.